Molecule: messenger RNA, 234 nt
Organism: Gongylonema pulchrum
Lineage: Eukaryota; Metazoa; Nematoda; Chromadorea; Rhabditida; Gongylonematidae
Source: the annotation of a GenBank genome assembly
GUACCCAAUUAUGAAGUAGAAUUUGUGCUAUCUGGUCAUACAAAGGCAGUGUCCUCUGUGAAAUUCAGUGCAGAUGGCUCGUUACUGGCCACUUCCGGUGCCGAUAAAACAAUCAAAAUAUGGAGUACUUGUGAUGGAAGGAUUGAGAAGACGAUCACUGGGCAUAAAUUAGGCAUAUCGGAUAUUAGCUGGAGAAGUUACGAGCCCUACCACCAGCAGGAAGGAGGAAAAUAG